AUUGCGUCUCUGGAAACCAUUAUUCCUCCUCUUCUUACAACAUACAAACCAGAGAAUAGAGGUUUAACGCUUAAUUCGAAGUACAGAUAUCAACAAGAUCAUAAAAAUGCUUUGGUGGAUUAUAAGGAGUUAUUAAAUGCAGUAGAAUUGAGUAGUUCA
This is a messenger RNA of Scutellospora calospora, 159 nucleotides long. NCBI's taxonomy places the organism in Eukaryota, Fungi, Glomeromycota, Glomeromycetes, Diversisporales, Gigasporaceae. The record is from the annotation of a GenBank genome assembly.